UCCGAGCGACACCAGGUCUUGCUUUGCGCCCGGCUCCAGAUCUUUCCUCGCUCUUUCGACGCAACACAGCCAACCCCAGUCAGUAGAAGGAGCAUCACCAACAGGACAAAAGACGACAACCAUCACGACAGUGUGCGGAUCUCUGAGCUGUUGUUGACUGUCUACUCUGAUAAGGCUCUAAUCGGUUCAAGACGAAACAUUCUACCCUUUUUCUUCUUCCCGGCCCAUUUGUGUCUUUUCGUGAAUCUUCCUUGCGCAUCAGCUGACUGACGGCAUAGUGGUACGGUACCACGAAAGAAAGAUAAUCCCUGAGCUGGCGGGACGGGAGAGAGAGAGGCACAAGGCGUUGAUUGGAUUGAUUGAUUCCCUCUGAUCAGUAUCCUUCUGCUUGGGUUGGGUAUCAGGUAUACCUAACUAAUACCUAUACGUCAGAUUAGCAAGACUCAGCCAUCACUGCUUACUCGGAUACCCUUAAAAAGAUAACACCAUGACAGCCGACAAUACUAAAAAGGGCAUUUAUACACCAGGCACGGUUGUGGAAACCAUGUUUGGUGUGGGAGUGGUGGUAUCUCAUCGAGGCAAGAUUGGAGCAGAAGAAGCAAAAGAAGGAGAUCAGGAGGAUGUGCCACCCAUGGUAGAAGUACGACUCUGGCGAGCCCCGGGACAUUCCAUUGGGACGGCUGCCACGGCGUUUCUCCAACCCAAUAUGAUCAAAAAACAACUUCCCGUAGCUCCUGGAAUGACCACAACCACCAUUGAAGAUAUCCCCAAAAAGGUAUUAGUGCAUUGCUACAAUCCAUCCCAAGAAAAGUAUUUGGUGUCGUACGCCGAUGACGAAGAUGCCGCCGCUGUCGCUGCCAUUCUACCCCAUUUGGCACGGCUCAUGGAAGAUCAAGACGACGACGACGAUGAAUUCUUUGAUGCCGAAGAAGACAAUGAUAAUGAUGACAACGAUGAUGAACCCCUCCCGGAAAAGAAACCCACCGUAUUGCUUUCCUACAGUGUGGCACAAUUACAACCCACCAAGGGAUCCAAAUUUUAUCCCCUUCUCUUGGAACUCAUGAGUCGGGGCGAUCGUGCCGUUGCCCAAGCCGGGGGAUUGUGGAUGCAAAACAAGGACAAGAUUCAAGAUGCCGCACUCAAAUUGGCCGAAACGGGUGAAAAACUGGGAGAAGAAUUACAAACCAAAGCCAAAGAAGUCAUUGCCGAAACGCCCUUGCAACAAAUUGCUACGACGAAUAUAGAACAAGGAACGGCCGAUGCCACCACGGCAGCGGAAACGGCCGUGGAAACCCUCAAGACCAAUAUUCAAGAACGAACACCGUCUCAAGAACAAGUCGAAAAAGUCAUGACCAUGCUCAAGGACGAAGAUUUCACUGUCUUGUUGGAAAAUGGAAAACAACGAUUGGAACAACUCGUCCAAGCGGAUAUCCCACAUGCCACCGAAGAAGCGUUGUCGAAUUUGGGAAUUACCUGGAAUACAGAAACCAGUGGUGCCCGGAGGGAACAGUUGGAAGCGACACAACAAAAAGCAUUGGAAGCGGUCGAUGAUUUGUUGGCAUCGGUCCAACAAGCGGCCGAACAGCAGGGGAUUGAUCUAGGAAAAGACAAGUUAUCGCUCAAAGGACUCAAUUUGAAAGAACUCGAAGCGCAGUUUCAAGAAUUGCACCUCGAGGAAAAGUUUCAAGUCAUGUUUGAUAACUUUGUCGAAGCCAGUAAGAGUGAUCGCCAUCUUUCCAGUAUCAUGGAACAUGUCUCGUCACACACUACCGAAUGGCAACAAAUGACGGGACGAUUAUUAUCCACCAAAUCGGGCAGUCUCUUUUUGGAAGGUGCCAGUCGCAUCCAAGCGCGUGCGGGAUUGAUUCUUAGCGGGGGCCAAUUUGGUCAAACGGUGGACUUGCAGGAAUGGACCCAAUCCAUGACGACCAAAUUCACUAAAGCAUUUACCGAAGGAGAUGCUGCUGUGGCGCGGUUAAAGAGUAUCGAAUUGGGAGAUGCCGUGCGACAUCGAUUGGUUGCAGCCAUUGAAAUUCGGAGUGAUUCCCUUGGUGGUUUGGAUGGUAUCAUUGCACGAGCGCUAGGAACCAUUGAAACGCAGACAAAGAAAACGGCCAAGACACUCCAAAAACGCAUCACCAAAGACAAUAUUUCCAAACUAUUGUCCAACCUGCAAACGUCCGCCGAUGGCAAACGAAAGGAAGCUCAUGAAACACUCAUCUCGGUACUGUCACGCAAAUCCGUGUAUCGUGAUAUUGCCUUGUUGAAAUUAGAGCGAACCUUUUGUGAUUUGGAGGAACAAUUCUUUGGUGCUGAUUGGAACAGCGAAGAUGCCUGGUCUGCCGAGGAUCUGGCCAAAUUGGCUCGUGGAGAAGGAGGAACGGCCAACCUAUUUGAACCCAUUGCCAAACGGGCCAAACAAGAAAUCGACAAACAACUCGACCAUGCCGAGGAAACUGUCCGCAAGCAACAAGAAGCAAAGGGCGGCAAUGACAAAAAUGCUGAACUCGUACUGGAGGCCUUGUCUCGAGUUCGUAAGAUCAUGUCGGGCGAAUUGACCAUGAAUGCCAUUGUGGAGGAUGUCGUGACGCUGCUCAACGACGACAAGAUUGUAGCUCAGGGUGAAAACCUGAUCCAGCGAGGAGAACGGUUCUUGGACGCCAUUGAAGGUGUCGCAAACAUGGACAAUAUCAAUGACCCAACCAACCGGCUCGUCAGCGAUGCCAUGAAAGUGGCCGAAAAGGCAGGAAUCACAAAGGAAUCCAUAAUGAAAGAUCUCGAAAAGAUCAAUGUCGAUGAAGUGUUGGACACGGCUCAAGGAGCUGUCACAGAUGAAAAGAAACGCCUGCUGCUGUUGUCACAAGCCACGGAUGCCGCUUUGGAUUUCUUCCUGAAAAUUUUGCCUUCCAUGCCGGUGCCGCCUUUUGAAGGCGUCAAGGACGGCCUGGUUUACCACUUGUCCAAUCUUUCCAUGGAAGGAUUCAAGGUGAAGAAGGAGAACAUCGUGGUGGAAAUUGCUGGCAUGAGAGCGACAACUGAUAAACGAAAGAGCGUCAAAAGCCUGGAGGCGGCGAAAAAGGCGGUGAGAGAUAUGCCAAAGGAAGCUGCAGCCGGUACCCCCAUCGAGGCGCCGGACUCGGGGUCUUCUUUGCUCCAGGAAGAAAGUAACGACGAAGAAGAGUUCCAAGAAGCCGACCUGGACAUCACCACCACAUCUGAAAUUGGGCAUAUCAAGGCUACAGAACUCCUGAUCAUCGAUAUUAGCGAUGUUGCCGCUGUCAUGGACGGCGCUACUUGGAAUUUUGAACAGACGUACUUUCCCUAUUUGAAGGGGAAGGGAAUCUCAGAUGUUCGAAUGGUCAAUGGUUGUGUGCGGCUGCAGUUUGAGCUCCGAAAACGAAAGCGAAAGAUUCAAGUAGAGAAAGUUGCUGGAGAGGAAGGCGAGACAGAGGAGAAAGAAAUCUGGGAACCUGUUUUAUGCCUGCACGAUCGAAGUUGCACCAUUGGUGAAGUCUUCGUUUCCCUUCAAGGGGAGGGGCGAGUGGCUUGGCUUCUCAACAAACUGGCGGAUUUCUUCAAAGGACCGGUCGGAACCUACGUGGCACGACAGAUUGUCGCUGUCUUGAGCAACAAAAGUGGGGUCAUCUUGGACAAGCUGAACAAUGUCUUGUCUCCUUAUUGGGACCUGAUCCUGUCGACUGCUGGGCUGAAGAUGGAUGAUCUUGUGGAAGCUGAUCACCGCGUAGUUACCGCCGCGGAUGCGGAGGACAACGAAAAUACAGUCGAGUUGGUAUGGAGAGAACGGUUGCCAUUGGGUCUGAACCUCUUGCUCAAUGACGAAAGUGGCCAAGUGAAGGUAGUGGAUCUUCCACGAGGAAGCCAGGCAAGGAAGGUAUGCGAAGCACGAAUGUUGGAUCCCGAGGUAUUCAAAGGUGCCACGAUCGUGGCCGUCAAUGGUUGCCGCUUCUUUGAGCCUGAGGAGGUUUAUGAUGCCUUGCGGGAUCCAAUCCGCCCAAAGACUGUUUUGUUCGAGCUGGCGGAGUCCGAAGAAGCGGAGAGGGUUCAAGAGUUUGUUGCUGAUGCAAUGAAUGAGAAGGAGCGAAAGAUCAAGGAAGCAGCAACCGGAACAACGCCUCUAAAGGAACAAUCCACCAACGGAGAAACAACGAAAAGGAAGUUUGCUACUCACACGUACGAGAUCACUCAACCUGGACAUCUAGGAAUUGAGUUUGGUGAAGCACCCGACAAUUUCGGAUUGGUCGUUACGGGUUUUGUCCCUGCCGAAGACGGCACCGCCCAAGCAGCUGAAUCCAGUGGAAAGAUCCAUAGACACGACCUACUGACACACAUCAAUGACAAGCUAGUAAUUGGAGAGAAUGGCACGGGUCGAGAGAAGGCCUUCGAAAUCUUGCAAUCUGAAGGCAGUUCCCGACCCCUAACACUUACCUUUUCGCCUCCGUACUUGAUACGGCAAGUUUUCGAAGCCUCGGCAACCGACAAGGAAGCCAACCUCGGCGGCCCAACAGAACUUUGUCUGGAAGAAGUGAGAGACGAAAAAACUGGGAAAGGCAAGAGGAUUGUUUUGUCAGGCUUCAAUGACGCUGGCGGUAUUGCCGAGACCAGUGGGAUUUUGAUUGGUGACUACCUAAUCUUUAUCAACGGGACGUCAGUGGGCGCUGGGAGUCGAUGGCUUGGGGAGGGGCCUGCUCCGACCUUGGAGGAAGUCUAUGGAAUCUUGCGAGACCCGCAAAACUAUCCCAUGGGCCUUACCUUUGCUCGACCCAGGCAGACCGAAAACGACGACAAGAGCUGGUCCUUUUUGGGCAACAACAAGCAAACGCCCCAAAAGGACGAAAAAAACCUGUUCAACGACGAGGAUUCGGAAACCGUGGCUGUUUCCACAGAACGACUCGAGCUGCUAGGAUGCGUUUUUGAUGUUGCGGAAGGCACCAACGAUAUUGUUGUGACGGAUUUCUACGCUGUUUCAGGAUACUUUCAGAAUACUCUUUCUCCUGUUGCACGAAGAGAUGGAUCCUCUCAAAUUGUCAAGCUGGCGGUGGAGUCCAUCGAUGGCCAGUUUGUUCCGACGUACGCCUCGAAGGAUAUGGUUCUAAAUGCCAUCAAGCGAAGCUGGUCGAAAGAACGACGAGUAGAAGUGCUGUUCAGCGACGACGCGUGCAAGCAAUGGGUUCACAGCCUGAUGGCCACACCAGAAACCUCGGACCAAUAAUUGGUAUGGUAAAACCGACUCUAGAAGCUACCGAUCGUUUUGAUCAGAUGCCCCUUAGAAGCUACAGCACCCCCGCUUUCUUCGUUCUCGUUUUCAGCGUAUGCAGUCUAUUGGGCACACCUGGUCCCUAUGUACCGUAUCACCUGGUCCCUAUGUACCGUAUCA
Messenger RNA from Seminavis robusta, 5395 nucleotides. NCBI's taxonomy places the organism in Eukaryota, Bacillariophyta, Bacillariophyceae, Naviculales, Naviculaceae. The record is from the annotation of a GenBank genome assembly.